Notolabrus celidotus (New Zealand spotty) is the source of this 3583-nucleotide messenger RNA. It is a transcript of the gene lgr6, whose product is annotated as leucine-rich repeat-containing G-protein coupled receptor 6. Gene Ontology annotation, molecular function: protein binding; protein-hormone receptor activity. Gene Ontology annotation, cellular component: membrane. The record is from RefSeq and is a predicted model, not a curated record. The coding region runs from base 96 to 2606 and encodes 836 amino acids. The transcript is spliced from 16 exons. Gene Ontology annotation, biological process: G protein-coupled receptor signaling pathway. NCBI's taxonomy places the organism in Eukaryota, Metazoa, Chordata, Actinopteri, Labriformes, Labridae.
GAACCAGCUGAGGUAUAUCCCUGGCCGCGCUCUCGAGGGUCUCCACAACCUUAAAGUUCUUAUGCUACAAAAUAACCAACUUGAGAAACUUCCCAAUGAUGCUCCAUGGGAUCUGCCCAAUCUACUGUCCCUGUGAGCGCCUUGAUGCUAACCUGCUGUCUGAGGUUCCGGCUGGGGCAUUUCGAGGGGUUCGCUCUCUAAGGCACCUGUGGUUGGAUGAUAACUCUCUGAAUGAGAUCCCAGUGUCGGCUCUGGACUACCUGCCCUCCCUGCAGGCCAUGACGCUGGCCCUUAAUCAGAUCACCCACAUCCCUGAUUAUGCGUUCACCAACCUCACUGCUCUCGUUGUACUGCAUCUUCAUAACAACAAGAUUGAGAGCAUGGGUGCAAGAUGUUUUGAAGGUCUUCACAGUCUGGAGACACUGGAUUUGAACUACAAUGAUCUGCAGGAGUUCCCUGUGGCCAUCAGGACACUGAGUAAGCUUCAGGAACUGGGUUUUCAUAACAACAAUAUCAAAGCCAUCCCUGAGAGGGCCUUCGUGGGAAACCCACAGCUCCAAACUAUUCACUUCUAUGAGAACCCCAUCCAGUUUGUGGGAAAAUCCGCUUUCCAGUUCUUACCUAAGCUGCACACACUUUCCCUUAACGGAGCAACCCAGAUCCAAGAGUUUCCAGACCUGAAAGGAACCACCAGCCUGGAAAUUUUGACGCUGACUCGAGCUGGUCUCUCAGCUCUCCCUCUGGACCUAUGUGAGCAGCUGCCUCAUCUAAGAGUGCUGGAGCUGUCUUACAACCAAAUAGAAGAUUUGCCCAGCUUUUACCACUGCUCUGCAUUGCAAGAGAUAGGGCUACAGCAUAACCAAAUCAGAAGGAUAGAGUCAAGCACCUUCCAGCAACUUACCUCUCUUAGAGCACUUGAUCUGAGCUGGAAUACGAUCGAGUGGAUUCACAUGGACGCCUUCGCCACGCUUCACUCUUUGAUCAAACUGGACCUUACUGAGAACCGACUCAGCUCAGUGCCUGUAGCAGGUUUAGGGGGUCUCACUCAUCUCAAGCUGAGGGGGAACACAGAACUAUAUGAGGCCUUCAGUCCUGAUCACUUCCCCCGUAUAAGGGUAAUAGAGAUGCCUUAUGCUUACCAGUGCUGUGUGUAUGGUUCCUGUGAUAACUACAAGCCGGCAAGUCAGUGGGACACAGAGCAGAGCAACACAGAUGAGGAGUUACACAAGAAGGCUGUGGCAAUGUACCCUAUCCAUGCUGAUACACACUAUGACCCUGACCUGGAGGAGUUCCAACUAGAAAUAGAGGAAUCCAAACUACAAACCAGUGUACAAUGUACACCAACUCCAGGUCCUUUCCGUCCUUGUGACUCUCUGUUAGGAAGCUGGUUAGUUCGUGUAGGCUUAUGGACCAUCUCCUUGGUGUCUCUUCUUGGGAACUCCCUCCUGCUCCUGUCCCUCUUCGGCUCACCGGGCUACCUGUCACCGCUACGCUUCACUGUGGCCUGCAUGGGUGCAUCCAACCUGUUGACAGGUGUUUGUACAUGUACCCUGGCCCUUGUGGACUCGCUAACCCUGGGAGAGUUUGGUCACCAUGGUGCCCGCUGGGAGGGGGGUCCUGGUUGUCAGGCAACAGGUUGGGUCUGGGUGUUCGCAUCUGAGGCAAGUGUGCUGCUGCUCACUCUGGCAGCUGUGCAGUGUGGUGUGAGCGUGACAUGCGCUCGUGCCUACGGGAAGUCCCCAUCCCUAGGUAGUGUACGCACAUGUGCACUUUUCUGCCUCACUCUUGCCUUCACCCUCGCUUCUCUACCACUGGUAGGUGUUGGGGAGUACGGGUCCUCCCCUUUCUGUCUUCCUUCGCCCCUGCCUCCACCAUCCUCUCGGCUACCAUCGUCCCUUGGGUUUCCUUUGUCACUCAUUAUGAUGAACACCCUGUGCCUACUUAUAGUCACAGGUUCAUACAUUCGCCUCUACUGGGAGUUACUUAGGGGAGAGUGUGAGGGCCUAUGGGACUGCGCUAUGAUCAAACAUGUUGCCUGGCUUAUAUUCACCAAUGGCCUCCUGUAUGUCCCAGUGGCUUUCCUCUCCCUUUGCUCUCUCCUUGGUCUCCUCUCUUUGGGGGAGGAGGUGCUAAAAUCAGUACUCCUUCUUCUCCAGCCCCUUCCUGCUUGCCUUAACCCCCUCUUAUUCCUCCUUUUUACACGGGACCACUCCCAAUUUUUCUUCUGGCCUCAUCCAAAAGCGCGUCCACAGCUACGCCGAGACCGCACCCUAGACUCGUUGGUUUCUGUGGACACAGAAAAGAGCUCCUGUUCUGAUUCAUCAACACAGGUGUCACUUGCAGAAGCGGACCCCAUGUGCAGUGGGGGGACCCCUCUGCAAUCCCAAGUGGAUCCAGUUAGGUUUUCCCAUUACUCCUCUACUUCUUCUGUUCCCCUCAUCCCUUGCCAGAUACCCAGUCCCAGCGCCAGAGAAAGAGACAGGGCAACAGAACGAGGGAGUCUAAGCGACAAUGAAUGUCUGAAGAGUUUGGAUCAAGAAGUGAUUCAUAGCACUUGCUCUAUUUAUCACUCUUCUAUGACUCCCUCUCUCAACUUUCAUCCAUGAGCCUUUAAGCUAGCUGCCUGAAAAGCUGGGACACAAUGGACAAUCAAGGACUCAUCUUUGAACAGCAGCAAGACCAGCUCUGGGUUUUCGAUACUCAAGCACCUCAGAAUGGGUUGAUACAAAGACUGCAGAGUAUUCUACAGAAAUGUAUGAGAACACAACAGAGUGCCUCUGAAAACAGUGCAACUAAGAGUUCCCUUCACAGCAGAGACAAUGAAAGGAAACACCACAAACCAACAUGACUGUCAAAAUAAAGGAACAUUUUGGAAACCAUUUGGGGUUUGCCUCCGUCAUAGACUUACAUGACAAAAAGGAAGCUCAUGAAGAGGUCGUUUCCUUCAUGGAAAAUCUAAGCAUCAGACAAAUCAAUGGUGUAGCAUGGGGGAAUAUAGGUAGAUCCCAUAGAAUAUUAUAUGCAAAUGUUAAUACUGAAUGUGAUCAUGAGAAAUGCAGAUUAGAGGUUACAGACUGUUUGGUUAUAUUUUAAGUGAAUUUAUCUUUUUUAUUUUUAAUAUAAGUGCUAUCCUAUUGCAAAGGUCUGUUUCAAUAAAAGGGAAUCAUCAUGAGACACACAAGGACAUCUCACCAGAGUAAGCUAACAUUUUUCAUUCACAGAAAUGUCAGAUAUACUUCUCGCAACUGUGUAAAAGCUGUUAUGACAUUUUCAAAACUGCUAGUGGAAACAGACUGCACAUACAGUUUCACAUGGUUUACAGGUUUUGUCUCAAAUAAGCAGAUAUACAAACUGCAUUGGAUGUAGCUAUCUGUCAACAGACUUUAGAGUAGGCUAGCAAUAUGUACAUACAAUGUAACUACCUCUGAACUAGCAUGGUAUUGACCCACUACAGCCCUAUGAUGUUUGUCUCCCUUUUUAUAUGAUACACAGCAAAUAUAUUAUUUUAUAUAUUGAGAAAUAAAUCUUUAGUUUGUAAAAAAAAAACAACCUUGCUUUUUAGGAUGUAAAUACUUUGUAUACA